Rubroshorea leprosula is the source of this 818-nucleotide messenger RNA. NCBI's taxonomy places the organism in Eukaryota, Viridiplantae, Streptophyta, Magnoliopsida, Malvales, Dipterocarpaceae. The record is from the annotation of a GenBank genome assembly.
AAAGGAGGAUACGAAACCGCCCCUAGAAGGGUGGUUAAGAGAAAUUCGUCUCAAAAUUCAAGAACUGAUUUGCAAACACAUUCAACCUAAAUAAAAAAAAAAAAAAUUAAAAUAAAACAAAGAGACUACAUCCACUCCGAUGGUAAAACAUGUUUCAUAUGUUAAUCAGUGGAAAAAAUUUGAAAAACGAUAACCAGCUCGUAGCCGGAAAAUGACCGGAGAUGAUAGAAGAGGUGCUCGGAGCAGAAUCAAGUCCAAUGAAGACGACUCUAUCGGAAAGAUUAAACCGAACUUGAAGCUCCGUCAGGGGAGGAGUAGAGCGGACGGCAGACCACUUCGAAUCCUCAUCACCAAUCUCAAAGUCGUGCUAGGUUUCAGCAUUUUAGCGUUCUUAAUCAUCUUCUUCACCAUCGAACAUCUGAUGAAUCAAGCCGAAGAAGCUCAGACGGCUAGGGUUGUCACUCCGUUUCCUGCUCCCAAGAUCAUGGACCUGCCUCAGUCUCAAGGCGAGCACAAAGAGAGCUUGUACUGGGGAACCUAUCAUCCUCAUGUUUAUUUUGGAAUCCGCUCAAGGACUCCUCGCUCUUUAAUUGCUGGAUUGAUGUGGAUUGGUUUGUAGGAUGGAAGGUAUUUUAUACGACAUGUCUGUCGAGACUCUGAUGAGCCAAGCAGAUACGGGUGGACACAGCAUAAUGGUCGUGAUUUUGGGCAUCAACUGCUGGUUGACCAUGACAUGACCCUGGAAACAACUUUCUUGAAAUCUAAAGGGGAUGGCAGUGGCCAUGGAGGUGACUGGGCAAUAAGGAUUGACGUGCAAA